Molecule: messenger RNA, 2318 nt
Organism: Lagenorhynchus albirostris (white-beaked dolphin)
Lineage: Eukaryota; Metazoa; Chordata; Mammalia; Artiodactyla; Delphinidae
Gene: CRYL1
Product: crystallin lambda 1
Exons: 7
Coding region: 86-949 (287 amino acids)
Biological process (GO): fatty acid metabolic process
Molecular function (GO): L-gulonate 3-dehydrogenase activity; NAD+ binding
Source: RefSeq, a predicted model, not a curated record
CCGGCCCUGUCGCGGCUCUGGGGCGGGCGGAGCCAGUGUCCGGGUGGCGCGCGCUGCAGCUGUGGGCUUGGGCACCGCGCGGGCUAUGGCGUCCCCAGCGUCCUCGGCGCCCGGCGGGGUGGCAGUAGUCGGCAGUGGCCUCAUCGGGCGAAGCUGGGCAAUGCUGUUCGCCAGUGCAGGCUUCAAGGUGAAACUGUACGACAUUGAGCAACGGCAGGUAACAUACGCCCUGGACAGCAUCAGAGAAGAGAUGAAGUUGCUGGAGCAGUCGGGCUCCCUGAAAGGCUCGCUGGGCGCCGAGGAGCAGCUGUCACUCAUCAGCAGUUGUUCCGACAUCCGGGAGGCGGUAGAGGGCGCCCUGCACGUCCAGGAAUGUGUUCCAGAAAACCUAGAGCUGAAGAAGCAGCUCUUUGCUCAGCUGGAUGGAAUCGUGGGUGACCAAGUUGUCCUGAGCAGCUCCAGCUCCUGCCUCCUGCCCACCAGGCUGUUCUCUGGCUUGGUACAUGUGAAGCAGUGCCUCGUGGCGCAUCCUGUAAAUCCACCCUACUACGUCCCGUUGGUGGAGCUGGUCCCACACCCAGAGACGGCCCCUGCGACGGUGGACAGAACCUACGCCCUGAUGCGGAAGAUCGGACAGUCCCCGGUCAGACUCAUGAAGGAGGUGGACGGCUUCGCUCUGAAUCGUCUCCAGUAUGCCAUCAUCAGCGAGGCCUGGAGGCUCGUGGAGGAAGGAGUAGUGUCCCCGGGCGACCUUGACCUCGUCAUGUCGGACGGCCUGGGCAUGCGGUACGCGUUCAUUGGGCCCCUGGAGACCAUGCACCUCAACGCCGAAGAAACAGUGUCGUGCAGGAGAUGGCGGCCAGUCCGUCAUUCACAGGGAGGGGCUGAGGGGAAAGUCCACGCGGGCUCCACGCACCUCCCUGUGGCAAGAACUGGGGGGCGGGGGUGAGAUGCUGCCGACACCGCCAAGGACCCUCCAGCCUGAGGAAGGCAGAGCUGUGUUUCCUGAGAACGAUGGUGAAGUGCUUUACAGAGGCAAGAAGAAGAAAUAGGACUGGGGACGUGACCACCGGAACCUCGACUGCACACACCUUCUGCCCAAGUAGGAGCAGCUUCUGGGCGUGUUUGCUGAGCAUGGGUCUCCUUCCAGAAGGCGGGGGAGGCCUGAGGGAGGGGCUUCUGCGGGAGAAGGGCUGGUGACAGCUGCGGGGACAGGCCUGGCUGGCGGCUGCCCCAGAAGCCGACCUCCAGACGCUGGGGGAGUAGGUGAGAGCCAGUGAGCUGGUGACACUGAAAGAAAAAUAACUUGAGAAGGGGAGACUCUCCCAAGAAUGAAACUUUCAGCCCGACUUUAAUCAACUGAAAAAAAGGACAUCAUUUGAAAAACAAGCAAUAAAACCUACAACAAAUUAAGACAAAAAUAAAUCAAAAAAGCUAUGCAUAAAAAUCUGGGAAAAUGUCACCUAAAUGUUAUUACUGCUGCUGUCUUUUGGUGCUGAAAUGAUAAGUAAUCUAUCCUUGUGCUUUUUUAUGUUGUCAUAAAUUUGUACAAUUUUUGUGUAUUGUUUUAAGCAUUAGGUUAUUAACUUGUGAAACUUGAGUACAAAUAGAAAACAAAUGUUGUGUUCAGCUCCAUGGUCUACAUUUAACGAACGUGUUGAGAAACUGGAGCAUAUCCAGAAGAAGGUGACCGGAGUAGUAUGUGUCUGUCUGUCUGUCUGUGUCUUUUGUGGGGCUGGAGCUAGAACAGAAGACCGGAAACAGCCGGAGGAACUUUCUAGAACCUGGAGCUGAUGUGCGGAGAGGCCCUGCUGUGAGAGGGGAGCUGAGGGGCCGGAGGCUGGCGCCCACCUGCCAGACGCUUGGGUUGAGAGGAGACUCCUGCAGUGAGGUCGGGGGGCGGGGGGCCGGAGCAGGUGACCCCUGGGAGUCUGUUGGACAUAGAUUUUAGAGUUCCACGGUGUUUUCCUGUUCGUUCAGUCACUUCUCACCACAGUAAUUGGUGGAAUAUAGUUUCCAGUGAGUGAGUCAAGCAGUUGCCUAGAUGCGUUGGUGCCCGGCUGCACACGUGUGCGCCCAGAAGCAGUUCAGUACGGGAUGGUUCUCCCCGGGGCGGAGCAGGGAGAGGGGCAGCGCUGAGCGUGGGGCUGCGCAGAGAGCAGCGAGCAGGGGUUCCCACGAUCGCUCAUUAAAAUGAAGCCUUGGAAAAUUUCAAAUGUUUUUUUCAACCAGAACCUUAAAAAUGAGGAACAUAUUUAAGCAUUUGAAGUGGACGUAGACACUGCCUGGUAACCGUCAUGUUUUUCUUUUUCUUUCUA